Molecule: messenger RNA, 2570 nt
Organism: Motacilla alba alba
Lineage: Eukaryota; Metazoa; Chordata; Aves; Passeriformes; Motacillidae
Gene: C5H11orf24
Product: chromosome 5 C11orf24 homolog
Exons: 7
Coding region: 508-1917 (469 amino acids)
Source: RefSeq, a predicted model, not a curated record
CCGGCCGUGGCAUGUGGCGGCGCCGCGGGGCUCUGGCGUUCCGUCCCUUCCCUGCCCGGGGCUCUUCCCUGCCUUCCCUGCCCGCGGGGGCCGCGCCAGCGCCGGCCCAGCGCCUCUCCCGCCCCGCGGCCGCCUCCUCCGCCGGACCCCGCCACGUCGAUUGGCAAAGAAAUCCUGUCGCGGGAUCGUGUCAAGUAAUGUGCCUUGGUGUCCUACAUGUUAGCUGACUGAAUCCCUGCCAGACUUGGUCAUGCAACACCACUGCUCAUUCCUGAUAAACUGUAGUCCUACUGUAUCCAGGCUUUUAUUGGCUUUUGCUUUCCCUAAAGGCGCAAUAAUUCCUGACAGCAAGAAAACAGUUACAAGUGUUUGCAUGGAACUCUCCUCCUCCCUCUCUCCAUCUGAAAAGACAAAUCCCACAGCAGGUAUAUUGCAGUGGAUCUGAAGUUGAUAUAAGAGAGAAUUUCUUCUGGGAAGAGAAGCUUCCCUGUAAGGCCAACCCUGAAGAUGUGGACUGCCAUUGUGUUCUUCCUGCUGAUUUCCAUCUGUAUCUGUGAACACCGGUUUUCUGUCCUGAAAGGGAGAGGAGUCCAUGUAGUGCAAAUAAACAGGCUUACAAGUGAAGAGCAAUGCAGGCAGGCUUGUCAGAGCCCAGGUGCUUCAGGGAGCCAUCACUGUAAUUGGUCUGUGCCCUACCAGAAUCACUGCCUCCUCCUGCAGUGUCACCAGCUGAGCAUGUGCCAGAAUGCUGGAGAACAAGACAUCAAAGACCUGCUUGCAGAAAUUGUCAGCAGCAAAUGGGAACCAGCACAGUUUCACCGCCAGAGCCAUCCGCAGAAAACAGAGAGGAUGCUGAUUGACCAACACAGUGUGGAAAACACGUUUUCUUUAAUUGCUCAGACUCACAAUAUUCAUUUGAGGCAUUUGUCUGGGGUUGAGAAUACAGAUGUCACAACAAGUACAAGAAAACUAAAUGAAACCGAUGCUGCCACCGCUGCCCCUGCCAUAACAACAAACGUUACAAAUGCAACUUUCUCUACCACUUACAAAGCAACUGCCAAAGCCUCAAACACCCCUGGAGGUUCUGAUACCUUUACUACAACCAUGUCAUCCUCUGCCUUUUCUCCCCCUCAUGGUAACAUCUCUGCUCCUGCUUCCAGCAAUGUCACCCAGAUGGUGAUCACCAGCCAAAAAUUAGGAAAUAGUAGCUCUGUCCCAGUACUGUCCCCCACUUCUGCUCCUGUCACUGUUCCUUCUAAAGCAGGUACCCAAGCACAGCAGCCUGGGCCGGGUACCACCAGCAGCAGCGCUCCUCACCCUGACAGCCUCACCACUGCUGGAGCUGGCCUGAACAUGCUGACCACAGCACUGACCACCCCCGUCCCGCAGGGUGCAGGAACAUCUUCCAGCGCUUCCACGCGUGCCACGGCACCCAUCCCAACAGAGAGUUCUCACUCUGUGAAUCCAGUGCAUGCUAGCAUGCCACCAGCUCUAAAGCCAGAGGCAAAUACAGCCACAGCAUCCUUGAAUGAAUCAGCUUCUCCUCUGGGCUCUACAAGAGGUGCCAUAGUUUUAACUACAACCUCUACAGUAGCAACUACGACUGAUCAUGGGGUAAAGUCAACACCUGAUGUCUUUUCAACAACCAUGACUCUAACAGAUGCAGCCAAAACAACAGCUUCAGGCCUCACAGAAACUCAGGACACAGACAAUGAGUAUCUUCUCAUUGCUGCCGAGCCCCUGACUCAGUACUUAGUGGAUAAAAGUUCACUACUUGCAGUGCUUUUAGUUGGUACGUUCUUUUUCCUAACUGUUAUAGUUCUUUUCCUCAUGCAGGCCUAUGAGAGCUACAAGAAGAAAGAUUACACACAAGUGGAUUACCUGAUCAAUGGAAUGUAUGUGGACUCCGAGAUGUGAAGAAGUGGGGAUAAAUAGUAGGCAAGAGAUGGAAAGGAGACUCAAAGUCUGCAUGACUUGUUUUUCCUUUCUAUCUGCCUAUAACACAAACUGAAAGUGCUUCCAAAUUUAUUUCUAGUGCAAUUGAGGAGAAAUGCCAUGUACUGUAUUAAGAAAAAAUAAUAAUUUUUUUAUCCAACUGUGCAACAGGUUGCUGUAAAACCAUAAAAAAGUAAUAAUUUUUAACAGUUUCAUAAUGCACAGUAGCUUUGGCCAUUAUAAUUCAUCGCAAAGCAAAUCUAACAAGGUGUAAGUUGCCAUCAUCUGAAAAUGCUGCAGUGCUUUUCAGCUGUUUACAGUACAGAUUGUGUUUCAUUUGUUUCACGUGUGCUCCUCUGAAAACAGUGCAAAGGAUGCUGUCACCUUUUGUGAAGUGCUCCCAAAUAGCCAGAUGAGAAGUGUGGAGUACUGUUGCAACAGGGGACUUUUAAUCCAGUGUGUGUCAUAUUUCAAUGUGCUUCUUGCUUGUGAAGAGGUCUGUUUACAAGGUAUUGUAAACUGUUUACUGCUAACCCAAGGUAUCUUUUCACCACGGAGUGGAUUACUGUGCCUCUGCACUUAAAUGAUCUUAUUUUUAUAUUCAGUUAAUAAACGGGGCCCUGGAAGGGCAGAUC